AUGGCCGAGCCCGAUCCUCAUCCCCAGCGACGGUCUUCCUCCCAGGCCUCGUCCGCGUCCAGCAGGAGCCAAAAGGCUAGAACACUUCGCAUAAAAGGCCAGAAACGAAACUCGGCUUCUUCUCAUGCGCCCACCGAUCUCACCUCGUUCCCCUCGCUUUCCCCGCCUGAUCACGCCCCCACUUUGACCGGCGGGUUGACAAGUACGUUGAUGACGGGAAAUGGCGUGGAUGGGGCCUCAGAUACUGGUCGUGGGCGUAAAGCCACUUUGGCUAGGCUUACCACCGGUGUGUCUCACAAAUCAGGUCGGGCCGCCUUAUUCGAGGAUUCCGCCCCGCUACGCGACAUCCCAGGAGCCCUACAUUUGGCGGAUGAUGCCCACAUUGAGCGCCUGAUUUCGAGCACCGGUGCCGUGAAGAUUGUCAGACAGUAUGCGCGGGAUCUGGCUCAGCGGGAUGCUGAGAUCUCAGCUCUGCGGCAACGCGCUGAUGCAAGGGAGCGAGAGCUCAAGCGGAUGCUUCGAGAAGUGUCUGUAUCAAGCCAGGAUGUUGAGCGUCGCCUAUACCAGGUAGAGAAUCAUCCGGAGGACCGCAACUCGGACGGAGAGAGCAGCCACAGUGGCGGGAAUUCCGCGGGGCUGGAUGGUCUCAUGUCCCAGGCUAUGACAGAUGCAGUUGGAUCUCAACCCGAUGCAGAUAACCCAGAUCUCCAAGCUACUAUUCGUGCUCAGCGAUCGGAAAACGAAGCUCGCAUCGAGGGAUUUAGCACCGAAUCAAGCAACAAUCGAAAGCGAACGGGAUCAUUGCGCGGCUGGGGUGACUACUUCUUCGGUGGUUCGGCCAAUGCGAGUCGGAAGACCAGUCGUGCCAGCAGUGUCAUGAGUGAUAUGCAGGGCAUCGAAGAGGAAGGUGGCGAACGUCCUCGGUUACCCAGCAACCCCGCUGUCCGUCGCAAGGCUCUUGACGAACAGCUUUUCCAGCCUCCGGGCAUCUCCGCGAGUGAAGCGAAACGCAUUGCCGGCGGCUCUACGAAUGGCGACGACCAUUCAAGUGUUCAUUCACGGAAAUCAUCACGCUCACUCGGGUCUUGGACAGUCAAAUUGUUUGCCGGUAAUACACAGACGCCAAAGGAGGCCAGCGAUUCCGAGGCCAGUCGCAGCAAGUCUGACAAUCCAGACAAAUCCAUUACCCAGCCGGGCACUCCAAAGAGCGGGAUGUCUGCUGUUGCUGCAUUGAAGAAGAUCAAUGGCAACACCGUGGUUCCACCUGGACGUACAGCCAGUAGGGGCAGUGGGACGGUCAGAAUAAAUCCGGCCGCACGUAGGACUGCAGCAGGAAGCGUGUCACAAGGUGCCCCCGCUGAGUCCACAGAUCGAACCGCGACCAAUCUUGGCCCCGUAGAAAUGGAUGCCAUCUUGCCUGUCGAAUCUCGGCCUCCGACUCUCGCCCCAAUCUACAACAAUUCUCAGUCCGGUGAAUUCCUCACCGAUCGGUUUGGUUUCAUCUAUGAUCAGCGCCGGAAGAGACGACAGAGGGAGGCUACCUCGGGGAAGCCGGUCCGAUCUCGUUUAAGCAUUGCCGAGACUCUUGGAAACCUCCGGAGCGAAGCAUCGGACGGGGAAGAUGAUCAGGCCGACUCUCAAGAGACGCCUCACACACCGGGGUCCCCUCCUGGCUCUCCUGACGACCCCGAAAGUGGCGCUGUUAGUCUUCGCGGCUGGCAGGACUAUCUGAGGUUACCAUCUCGUCCAACAGAACUCCUGUCGCAUACUCCAUCUGCGGCCCCGAUUGUUUCUCUGACCAAUGCCGAGGAUAGUCGCCCUCACAGUUCGUCUAUCUCAACUGAAAAAGGACUCUCUGUCAGUUCGAGCCCACAGCCAUCGGCAUCCACGUCGGCCAUCAACGCAGAAAAUCCUGAGUUUGCUGGAGGACUUACGGAAGAGCCUACCGCUAUUUCUACGAAAAUCAACUCUGCCGAGGUCGAGCCAGUUAAGCUACUGCUGGAGCAACUGACUGAUCUCCAUGAUACACUCCAGCGCGAUCGCACCGUCCGUUGGAACGAGUUCCUUCGCAAAGUGCGCGCCGAGCGCAGAAAAGAAGGUGAAGCCGCAGCUGCAGCAGCCACGUCAACGGAUCGAUCCCUCACUGCAGUGGACACACCUGAAGCAACUCUCGCUGAUGGUGAGGUUAUUGGCAUCGCUGGUCUGGGCAAUAAAGGCAAGGUUGGCCGCAACAAGUGGCGAGAGUUUCGAUCGCUUGUUCUCGGCGGUAUCCCCGUUGCACUCCGUGCCAAGGUGUGGUCUGAGUGCAGUGGUGCAUCUGCGAUGCGUAUCCCUGGAUACUAUGGUGAUCUGGUGCGGGGAGUGGGUGGAACCGAACCUGAUGCUUCGGUAAUUGCGCAGAUCGACAUGGACAUUCGUCGCACCCUUACCGACAAUGUGUUUUUCCGCAAAGGCCCCGGUGUUGAUAAACUUAGGGAGGUCCUCCUGGCGUAUUCACGUCGUAACGAAGAAGUGGGAUACUGCCAGGGGAUGAACCUCAUCGCAGCAUCACUUUUACUCAUUAUGCCGACGGCCGAGGAUGCCUUCUGGAUUUUGACUUCCAUGAUCGAGAUCAUUCUGCCUCAACAUUACUAUGACCAUGGACUCUUGGCAUCUCGUGCCGACCAGGUGGUGCUGCGCCAGUACAUCUCCGAGCUUCUUCCCAAACUCUCGGCGCACCUUGAGGAUCUGGGCGUCGAACUGGAGGCUCUUACGUUCCAGUGGUUCCUUUCCGUAUUCACGGAUUGCCUUUCCGCGGAAGCGUUAUACCGAGUGUGGGAUGUGGUGCUGUGUCUCAAUGUCACCAGUGUAGUUCCCAAUGGCCCGGGCCCGACCGUCUCUUCUGCCUCCAGCGUUAAAGACGGCACUGACAAAGCAACUCCAGCCUCCGAGGAAAGCGCGUCCGGCAGUGGAGGCGGAAGUACGUUCCUCUUCCAGGUCGCUCUCGCCCUGCUUAAGCUCAACGAGCCGCAACUGCUCACGACCUGCUCCACCCCGGCUGCUCUCUAUACGUAUAUCAACCACCAGAUGACCAACCACGCUAUCAGCAUCGACGGGUUGAUCCAAGCAAGCGAGGCAUUGCGUAACAUGGUCCGCCGCGAAGAUGUUGUCUCUCGCCGCGCCGUCGCCCUCCGAGAAAUGCGCGAAUUCAGCGGGGGGCACAACUAG
Penicillium atrosanguineum is the source of this 3207-nucleotide messenger RNA. RefSeq names its product TBC domain-containing protein. Bases 1 to 3207 code for a protein of 1068 amino acids. Lineage: Eukaryota; Fungi; Ascomycota; Eurotiomycetes; Eurotiales; Aspergillaceae. The record is from RefSeq and is a predicted model, not a curated record. The transcript has a single exon.